CAAGGGGAGUUAAGCUGAUAACAAGUCCCAGCUCAAGAUGACAUCUGAUUUUUGAAUGCAAUCAUAUUUUGGUCUCUUUCUUUGCAUUCAGGAAACUUAGUAUAAAUGCUCUUUGUACUACGACGCGUUAAGAGCUUUUUGUUGUUGCAUGAAGUAUAUUGCAAUAGUAACAAAUUCUUAGGAAAUCCCUACGCGACCACAACCAGUAACAAUCAAGAUGCCAAUUGAUACCCGCGAGCUUAUGGAAGCUAUUGCAAUAAUAGCUGACGAAAGGAAUAUUCAAGUUGCCAUGAAACAGACGGGCAAGGGAACAGCGAUCUGUGCCGCUUGCUGCUUUGCUGGUGGCAUGCUGAUGGGUCCCGUUGGUUUGGCCGUUGGUGGUGCCGCUGGCGGCAUUGCUGCCUACAAAAUGACCAGUGGAACGUUUAAGCCGCUUGGCGAGGUCAUAUUGAACGAUUUGACGGACAGACAACGCGAAAGUCUGGUGCAGCAUGUCACAAAUGCAAUCGCUGAGAUUCACCCUACAGACGUGGUAUUGCUCCUGCCGCUGAUAGCAAAAAAUGCAUCCAUACAACAGGCCAUACUCAACACAAUUAUGUCGUUCGUUAGCAACGAGCUGCGCAUGCAAAUUGUUGACUGAUUGUCUAACCUGGCGCAUAAGGGGUGUGAGUGUGUGAGUUAGCUAUAUAUGAUAUAUAGAUUUAUUAAUAAAUGCCUUAGAUCUACAUAUACAUAUACAUAUACAUAUAUAUAUUAUAGCAGGCUUCUAGUUGAAGAAAAAGAGGCGAGCCGUGAAUAAAGAAAAGUUAGCCGACGUGUUUAAAA
This is a messenger RNA of Drosophila grimshawi, 825 nucleotides long. Its product is annotated as protein C19orf12 homolog. The record is from RefSeq and is a predicted model, not a curated record. The coding region runs from base 218 to 640 and encodes 140 amino acids. The transcript is spliced from 3 exons. NCBI's taxonomy places the organism in Eukaryota, Metazoa, Arthropoda, Insecta, Diptera, Drosophilidae.